AUGAGGUGGCACUAUGAACAUCGUAGGGAAGAAGGUGUGUUGUGUCAUCCUUCAGAUGGGGAAGCUUGGAAACACUUUGACCAAGUAUAUCCUGCAUUUUCUUCGGAACCUAGAAAUGUUAGACUUGAUUUGUGUGCUGAUGACUUUACCCCUUUUUGCCAAUUUGUAAAACCAUAUUCUUGUUGGUCAGUAAUUGUCACACCAUAUAACCUACCUCCUGAGCUAUGUAUGAUGAUGCCUUAUAUGUUCUUGACCUUGAUCAUUCCAGGUCCAGACAAUCCAAAAGGUAAAAUUGACGUGUACUUGCAACCGUUGAUAGACAAAUUGAAACAAUUGUGGAAUGAUAGUGUAGUAAGAUAUGAUGCAUCAAAGAAGCAAAAUUUUCAAUUGAGAGCUGCACUAAUGUGGACAUUAAAUGAUUUUCCUGCCUAUGGGAUGUUGUCUGGGUGGAGUACUGCAGGAAUAUUUGCUUGUCCAGUAUGCAAGGGAGGUUUAAAAGCUUUCUCAUUGGAAAAAGGAAAAAAGAGAUCUUGGUUUGAUUGCCACCGUCAAUUUUUAACUCGUGAUCACGCUUUUAGAAGAAAUAAGGUUAUGUUUUACAAAAAUAGAAUUGAGACAAGAGAGCCUCCUCCAAGGUUAAGUGGUGAACAAGUGUGGAAAGAGGUUUGUGGGCUUCCUAAAGUAACUAACAUGCGGAAUUGCAUUGUUCCUGGUCGUGGAAUUUCACACAAUUGGACCAAAAGAAGCAUAUUUUGGGACUUGCCUUAUUGGAGACACAACUUAUUGAGGCACAAUCUUGAUGUUAUGCAUAUAGAAAAUAAUGUCUUUGAAAAUGUUUUUCAUACAGUUAUGGACAACAAAGAGAAAACUAAGGACAACGAAAAUGCAAGAUUGGACUUGGAAAAGUAUUGUCAUAGAAGAGAGUUGUUGUUGAAAAAAAACUCUAAUGGGAACUAUAUGAAACACAAAGCCAAAUAUUGUUUAUCGAAUGAACAAAAAAUUGAUGUGUGCGAAUGGGUGAAAGGAUUGAAGAUGCCUGAUGGUUAUGCUUCUAAUUUGGGUAGAUGUGUAGAUUUAAAGCAAAAGAAACUCUUUGGCAUGAAAAACCAUGAUUUCCAUAUUUUUAUUGAAUGUCUACUUCCAAUAGCUUUUAGUGCUCUUCCCGAACCAAUAUGGAAGACCUUAACCGAGCUUAGUCAAUUUUUCAGAGACUUGUGUUCAACAGUGUUGCGAGAAGAUCAUUUAUUACAAAUGGAAAAAAACAUUCCUUUGAUAUUAUGUAAGAUGGAGCGUAUAUUUCCACCCACAUUGUUUGACUCUAUGGAGCACUUGCCAAUUCAUUUAGCUGAUGAAGCUAAGAUGGGUGGACCAGUUCAAUAUCGUUGGAUGUAUUCGUUUGAAAGAUUUUAA
Molecule: messenger RNA, 1410 nt
Organism: Lathyrus sativus (Indian pea)
Lineage: Eukaryota; Viridiplantae; Streptophyta; Magnoliopsida; Fabales; Fabaceae
Source: the annotation of a GenBank genome assembly